ACGCCAGAAAAACGAUGAGCCUAAUGGAUGGUUAGCCCUUGUCGUGGCUCGAUGGUCCCCCUUGAAGCUGUCAAAUUUUUCUUUGCAUAAACGUGUAAAGCUGGACCCCCAGUCGUCCAUGGAACAUGGUGUAUAGCAGUCUACUGUAUCAAAGCCUCUUCAUUUUUAUAUUAGCCAACCAUACGCUAUGUGGCUACUAAAAUAAGAAAUUCACCAACUACGUACUCUCUAUGCUCAGACUUUCUCUGCAUAAAAGAAAUGUUGCAAAGCACAUUUUCGUUGAAUUUCAAGGCUUUCAUUUAUGUCCCCAUUUGACGCCUCCCUCAUUUACACCACCUGGGUUUUCUCUGUUCUCCACGUUCUCGCAUCUUUCUUGAGUCUACACUUGUCCCUUUCCAAAAUUUUCUUCUCUCUUCUCAAUAGUUAUCUGUUUCUUGCAUUUCGUUGGCUUUCAAGUUUCUUCAUAUGCUUGGGUCUUCAUAAUUUAUUUUGCAUGUUGUUUUGCAUUUGUUCAAGAUCUGAAACCUCCAUUUCAUGGAUCUCGUAAGAAAAAGCUCUCUUCCCCCAAUCACAAGUCCUAGUGGCAGCUCAAUCUUUGGUCCUCGUUCUCAUUCUUCAGACACAAGUUUCCCCAUUAUAGCCAUCGCCAUCAUAGGAAUUUUAGCCACAGCUUUCUUGCUAGUCAGCUAUUACAUCUUCGUUAUCAAAUGCUGCCUCAACUGGCACCGCAUCGAUCUUCUCAGGCGAUUCUCUCUAUCAAGAAACAGAAAUCGUGAUGACCCUUUAAUGGGCUACUAUCCUGCAAUAGAAACUCGUGGACUGGACGAGUCAGUGAUAAGGUCUAUCCCAAUAUUCAAGUUCAAGAAUAGAGACUUUGGAGAAAGAAGCUUCUGCGAAUGUGCAGUUUGCUUGAAUGAGUUUCAAGAAGAUGAGAAGCUGAGGAUAAUACCAAACUGUGGCCAUGUUUUCCACAUAGACUGUAUCGAUAUUUGGCUUCAAAAUAAUGCGAAUUGCCCACUUUGUAGAAACAGCAUUUCAACCAACACUACGAGAUUCCCAAUUGAUCACAUUAUAGCUCCAAGCUCUUCCCCACAAGAUCCAAAUCCUUACAGCGAAAGCGUGAUUGGUGGAGAUGAAGAUUAUGUUGUUAUUGAAUUGGGUAACCAUAAUUCUGCAGAUCAAACCUUGCUUGAAGCACAGGAAAGAUUGAUGAAUUCAGGAGAAUUAUCAGCACGUUCGGUUAGCCCUUCACCAAUUCCAAGGAGAAAACUAGAGCAGAGAGGAUCAGCUCUUCACAAGAAAGCAAGAAAAUUUAACAGGUUAAUCAGUAUGGGUGAUGAAUGUAUUGAUAUUAGAGGCAAAGAUGAUCAAUUUGAAAUCCAGCCCAUAAGGAGAUCUUUCUCCAUGGAUUCAUCAACAGAUCGGCAGCUGUAUUUAUCAAUUCAAGAGAUUGUUCAGCAGAGCAGGCAAGUAAUUAAUGAGUUGUCUCCUGUUGAAGGUUGUAGUAAUACUGGUAGACCAAGAAGGACGUUCUUUUCUUUUGGUCAUAACAGAGGAUCAUCAAGAAGUUCUGUCUUACCUGUUUAUUUGGAUCCGUAAAGCCAGAAAGUUUUAGAAUUUUUCUUUCUUUCUUUUAAAGAUAUAGUGAUUUUAGAUGUGUUCAUUGAAGGCAUAGGAUUUGUUAACAUAAAAAAUAUUCAAUUGAAAUCUCACAUUAAUUUUGAUUUUUGAUUCUUGGGUUUGUGCCAAAAAGGCUGGGCCAUUGCGUUCAUAACAGCUAUAUAUGAUUGUGAUCGUGAUGGCAGAAAACACCACUUUCUUGUGCUCCUUUCAAAUAAUUAAGUGGGGUUAGUGUAUGAUUCAUAUUUUUUUUAAAAAAAAAAUCUCUCUUUUUAUCCUUUCUUUGGUACAACAAUGGGAAAAAAAAGUAGUGAGAUGUCUCUUUCUAUUGAUUUAAGAGGUGAAGAGUGGGAAAAAUUAUGAAAAUAAAGAUGAAAAGAAAAAGGAAGAACGAAAGCUCCCCUUCCAGUGAUUUAGGAAUAGAGAAAGGUCCUAAUCAAACUAACGUAGUGAUGCCAAUAUCCACCAACUCAUUAUUGACAUUUAACAUUAUCAAUAAUGUUAAAUGUUGGUGAAGGAGGAAGGUGUAUUGUUUGUUCAUGGUUGGUAAUGGUUCCUGUGUUGUCCCAUUUCAGCAAACUGCUCUUCCAGGCUGUAGGAACUAAGAACAACCAUCUACUACAUAGAAAUUAGUUGAAGUUGUUGAAAACGAUGGAGGGUCCAACUCGGGGAUAAUGAAGAUGCAGCAGCUACUUCAAGACAAGCAUAUAAAAAAAAUUAUGAACAUGAUCUGAUAUGUUACUGGAGAUUUCAGAAAUAUGUGCAUAUGGUAAUAAUAAUAAUAUUGUAUAGAGCUAAGGGCCACACAUUGGUUCUGGAAUCUUGAUCUCUUAAUUUGAUAGAAUAACUAGUAACUAUAUUUACCCAUAUCUUUAGUUUAUUGUUUUGACUUUGAAUUAUCGUACGUGAUGAGCACAUGAGCAGAGAAACAGACACCUCCUUAGAAAAAUGUUACAAUAACAGUGUCUCUUUCUGAUGAAUCUAUGACGUAAAACCUUGCUAAGCCAUGUGCUUCUACGUAUAGCUAUGGGCAAUGACAUGGAUGAGGUCAUGUGGGAUACAUUGGGACCCCUUCUUCUCGAUAAAUCGAAUCACUUGCGUACUCUUCUUCUUCAA
Messenger RNA from Manihot esculenta (cassava), 2736 nucleotides. Its product is annotated as RING-H2 finger protein ATL16. Bases 535 to 1599 code for a protein of 354 amino acids. The record is from RefSeq and is a predicted model, not a curated record. Gene Ontology annotation, biological process: protein ubiquitination. Gene Ontology annotation, molecular function: transferase activity. The transcript has a single exon. Lineage: Eukaryota; Viridiplantae; Streptophyta; Magnoliopsida; Malpighiales; Euphorbiaceae.